AUGAUAAAGGGUCAGGCAGUAUUCGGGUCCAGAAUGCAGAUGAAUUGCGCCUGGCGCAGAUGGGUAAGUUCGAUGUCACCAAAGCCUCUACCUUCUGCAGUUCUAACAAUGUUUUUUACUUGCGAUCAAACAGGCCAUAAGCAAGAGCUGAAACGCCACUUCUCAGUAUGGAGUCUCAUCGGGCUGGCUGCAAAUUGUACCAUCUCCUGGACUGGGCUUGGUCUGGGUCUCAUCACUUCCAUCAACGCUGGCGGUCCCGGUGCCCUUAUCUACGGAUUUAUCCUCGUCUUUAUCCUGCAAUGCUUUCUAGGAACAUCGCUAGCGGAGUUUGUUUCUGCGUACCCAGUCGAAGGUGGGAUGUAUCACUGGAUUGCAGCCAUUGCCCCGAAACGUUACAGCAAUGUGUUAAGCUUUGCGACUGGUUGGAGCACAGUGUUCGGCUGGAUAUUUACCACCGCCUCUACGAACCUCGUUUAUUCGUCGAACUUCGUCGCCCUUAUUGCCUUAUACAGACCUAAUCUUGUUGUGCAGCCUUGGAUGACUUUCGUUGCGUACCAAGGGUUCAACGUUAUAACAUCUGGAAUUGUCAUGUUUGGCAAUAAGUGGAUGCCAGUAAUCAACAAGUUCUCAUGUUGGUAUAUGAUUCUUGGUUUCUCCACUGCCCCCAAGCAUAACGAUGCAGAAUUCGUCUUUCGUACUUGGAUUAAUGAAACUGGUUGGAAGAACAACGUCAUCUGUUUCAUAACGGGCCUAGUCAACCCUCUCUACUGCCUAGGCGGCUUAGAUGGGAUCACUGUACGUAUUCCAGCUUGCAUUGCACGGAAGUGGCUACUAAUCAGAACCACAGCACAUCACCGAGGAAAUGCCAAACCUUGCACACUCGCCAUAGCUUUCGUAACCGGCUUCACCUACCUCCUCAGUCUCAUGUUCUCCGUCCAAGACUACGCAAGCCUCGCCGACUCCCCGACAGGCCUCCCCCUCGCAGAGCUUUGUCACCAGGCAACCCAAAGCCGCGGAGGCGCCUUUGCCCUCGUCUUCCUUCUCUGGGUUGCAGUCGGACCAUGCAUGAUCGGCUCACAGCUGAGCACCGGACGAAUGCUCUGGGCAUUUGCCAGAGACGACGGACUUCCCUUCUCCAAAUUCUGUUCCAAAGUCAACAAGCGAUUCGGAGCUCCCGUCAACGCCCAGCUCUGCGUGGGUAUCAUCAUCGCACUUCUAGGCUGUAUCUACCUUGGUUCCAGCACCGCGUUUAACUCGAUGAUGAGUUCUUCUGUAACAAUCAACAACAUCGCCUACCUCGUUCCCAUCCUCACAAAUGUCCUCCUUGGCCGGAAAACCAUGCACCGUGGUCCGUUCUCACUAGGAUAUGUAGCAGGAAUGACGGUAAAUAUUAUCACUGUUGCGUGGCUGGUCUUCGCAAUUGUGUUUUUCUCGUUUCCGUAUGAUAUGCCUGUUACUGCCUCAAAUAUGAAUUAUACGUGUGUAUGUGUUGGUGGAUUCUUGCUGCUGGAGCUACUGUGGUGGAUUGUGGCGGGGAAGAAGUAUUCGCGACGAAUGCAGAAGGUAAGGGAAGAAGAGAAAAAUGCUUCACAGGCGGUGGUGGUGGAUCAUCUGGGAAAGAGCUGA
Molecule: messenger RNA, 1626 nt
Organism: Aspergillus niger
Lineage: Eukaryota; Fungi; Ascomycota; Eurotiomycetes; Eurotiales; Aspergillaceae
Exons: 10
Coding region: 1-1626 (541 amino acids)
Biological process (GO): transmembrane transport
Cellular component (GO): membrane
Molecular function (GO): transmembrane transporter activity
Source: RefSeq, a predicted model, not a curated record